Sinocyclocheilus anshuiensis is the source of this 1748-nucleotide messenger RNA. Its product is annotated as receptor activity-modifying protein 3-like. Gene Ontology annotation, cellular component: membrane; signaling receptor complex; cell surface. NCBI's taxonomy places the organism in Eukaryota, Metazoa, Chordata, Actinopteri, Cypriniformes, Cyprinidae. The record is from RefSeq and is a predicted model, not a curated record. The transcript is spliced from 4 exons. Gene Ontology annotation, molecular function: coreceptor activity. Bases 209 to 703 code for a protein of 164 amino acids. Gene Ontology annotation, biological process: intracellular protein transport; protein localization to plasma membrane; calcium ion transport.
UCUGAGGUCCGCAUCGCUCCUCUCGCGCUCCGCUGAUGGACUCGUGAUGAUGAAGAGGAUGAUGAAGAGGAUGUUCAGUGCUCCGGGAUCACUGCAUCAGCCGCUGCUUGUGUCGGAUGAACCGGAUCGAUGUGUUUGAUCGGAUAUGAAAUGAAUGAUGAAUGUGUUCAGAGAUCUGAGCUGAUUGAUUCAAACUCGCUUCUUCAUCAUGGAUCCGAAUCUUCUCACACUCUUCAAACUUUCUCUGAUCUUCGCAGUGAACAUGCUGAUGACGAGAGGUUUAUCAGACGCAGACGGCGCUGAUCAAUCGUUCACCCAGCAGCCGUGGCUCCUGCAGUGCAAUCAAACGCUCCUGCUGCUGGAGAUGGAGAGAUGCGGAGAACGAUUCAGCAGCGACAUGAAUCACGUCCAUCCAGACGACAGAUGCAACCUCACGCACUUCAUCAGAGAGUAUCACGUCUUCUCCUUCUGCACGGAGAUGAACGCCGAGCGCAUCGGCUGCUUCUGGCCGAACCCAGCGGUGGAGCGCUUCAUCAUCAGCAUCCACAAGCACUUCUUCUCCAACUGCAGCCUGGAGCACGUGGUGUUGGUCGACCCGCCGGACGACACGCUCACCCUCCUCAUCCUCGUGCCCGUCUUCCUCACGCUGGCCAUGGUGGUGCUGGUGGUGUGGUGCAGCAAGCGGAGCGACAUCCUCGCCUAGCGUCUGUGGAUGAAGAACACGCUCACAGCAGGUUUGGUGUGUGCUUCUGCUGUUUGAGUGUCAGCUUUCAGAAACUGUGACGAGGGAAGAUGAAAAAGCUGUAAUUCAGUGCAAAUAGAGAGCGGGAGUGAAGCUCUGUCAGGAUCUCUGGAAGGAGGACUACAUGUAUCAUGCACUGUACAGCUAUUAUUUAAUGUUUUAAUUAAAUAACGUAGAUUUAGAGUAUUUGUCAAGCUCACACUGCCGUGUUUGUGGUUUUUGUUGGGUUCGUUAUCAUCUCGACACGCAUCGCCGGCUCAUUUAUCCAGUGAUUUUAGCUUGAGUUUUCUUCUCUGACUAAAUGAUCAACAUGUUCCUGUGAAACACAAACGCCUGAAGCGGGACAUGUGAACGAGUUCGAGUGAGAAUCCGGCCAGGCUGGUUUUAGGAUGACGGUAUUAUUUAUAUGAGAAGGAAAGCCGUGUAUUGUGUGCGACUUAGAGAUACAAACAAAAGACAAUAGUUGCUCUCAAGCGCCUGGCCUCGUGUUCUGCAGAAGAGCCGCUCGCGCCGCAGGAAGGAUAUCAAAGUCUUUCCCAGCGCGGCCGAUGAAUGAGAGGAAGAAGUGGCCUGGUUAUGAUUUUCACCAAAAGAGCUCCAGGAACCGCUGCCGUGUUCCCCAAACGUGUGUGUUCUGAUGGAGAGAUGAUGAUCGUCUGUGAGCGUCGUCUCGUCAAUCUGCAGCAUUUCUUAUCCUGCUGUGCAGAACAGCAGCCUACAUUUCUGUAUUUGAACUGCAUAAAACAUAUUCCAUCGAUUAGGAUUUCACAGUUCUAACAUAAACUAAUAAACUUCUUAGCAUGAACUGAUAAACUGAAAGUAAUGCAUAUUUAUCAGUUAUUCGUCAAUGAAACAGGUCACUCAAGAAAUCCUUUACUAUUUGCAUCUACUUGAUUUUAUUUAAAUAUUUAAAAAAGAGUUUAUUACAGUUUCUUAGAUUCGGUUUAAAUCUGUUUGUUGUGAAAAUAAAUAAAUAAAUUCAGUUUAAAAGUAUGAAGAUGUGACU